Messenger RNA from Lactuca saligna, 636 nucleotides. Lineage: Eukaryota; Viridiplantae; Streptophyta; Magnoliopsida; Asterales; Asteraceae. The record is from the annotation of a GenBank genome assembly.
AUGACCUCAUCGUCUCAACAAGAAACUCCCGAAGAAGUUGUUAAUUUUGAUGACGAAAAUGAAUUCUUUGGAAGCUAUAUGACUUCGGGAAGUUUCCCCUCGACUUCGUCAGAAAGUCAAUUGCAACGAUACUUAAACGAGGACCCAAUCGGAUUUGACAAAGGAUAUGAUAUCCUCACAUGGUGGAAAAAUAAUGCGGUGCGGUUUCCAAUCGUUGCUCGAAUGGCAAGAGCAUCCGAAUCCACAUUCAGUAAUGGUCGUCGAGUAAUUACCGACUACCGUACUAAUUUGUUCAUUGUGAUUGUGGAGGCAUUGAUAUGCACUCAAGAUUGGCUAAGAAAGAGUAGCUUGCCUAUAUAUGACUACGACGAAGUGCACAAUGUGUUAGCUGAUGAUGACCUCGCUAUCGACAUUGUGGAUGCUAUACACAACUUGAAGCUAACGGGGAAGAGAUCGGGAAAUUAGUCAAAAUAUCAAAGAAAUGUUGGAAUCCACAUAUUAGACUUUUUUUUUUGUUGGUGAAACUUGGAAGUAUAUUUUGAAUGUCGAAAGUGUAUUUUGAAUGUUGGAUACUUAAUAAUAUAACUUUGACGACAUCCAUGUUUAAUUUGCUUGUAAUAAUUUAAAUAAAAGACC